Molecule: messenger RNA, 4162 nt
Organism: Owenia fusiformis
Lineage: Eukaryota; Metazoa; Annelida; Polychaeta; Sabellida; Oweniidae
Source: the annotation of a GenBank genome assembly
UAGGUAUGUGUCUACAUUAAUAAGUUUUACUGUCCUAAGUAAAAGUGUCUGUAAUGAUGGUAUGCUAUAUUUAACUUAUUCCCUGUGCAAGCUAAGUACAUGUACAGCUAUAAGCAAUAUGACUGAGGAUUAACAGCACUGUUGUGUUCACACUCAGACAGCUUUUUACAUAUGAUUUGUAUCGUAAAAAUGUAUAUGUUAUAUACAUUUUUACAAUACAAAUCAUAUGUAAAAAGCUCUGUGGUUGUGUUGUUGCAACAUAACAAAUAAUAUCAUAGAAAUGCAAAAUAUUGUAGUAGUUUUUGAAUUAUUAACGCAAGUAUCAGAUAAAAGGGCAGCCUUGGAAGCUCCAAAGCAUACACUUGAUUACUGUACAAGUUACAUAUAAGUACAUGUUGUUACCAUGCCAUAGCUGACAUGACUGAGGAUAAGAGAUGCUGAUUUCUCCCAGGAUACAAGAAACUCAUACAGGAUAAAUACUAUUGACGUCUACUUUAUAUUACCCGAUCCUGAGAUAAAUACCACUGAGUUCUGAUCCUGUGAUAUAUACCAGUGACUUCUGAUCCUGAGAUAAAUACCAGUGGCUUCUGAUCCUGGGAUAAAUACCAGUGACUUCUGAUCCUGAGAUAAAUACCAGUGACUUCUGAUCCUGAGAUAAAUACCAGUGACUUCUGAUCCCGAGAAUAAUACCAGUGGCUUCUGAUCCUGAGAUAAAUACCACUGACUUCUGAUCCUGAGAUAAAUACCAGUGACUUCUGAUCCUAAGAUAAAUACUACUGACUUCUGAUCCUGAGAUGAAUACCAGUGACUUCUGAUCCUGAGAUAAAUACCACUGACUUCUGAUCCUGAGAUAAAUACCAGUGACUUUUGAUCCUGAGAUAAAUACCAGUGACUUCUGAUCCUGAGAUUAAGGUACAGCUGGAAAAUAACAUUUUGGUAAAAAAUUGCUAUACCUGCACAUGUAAUUUUCUGGAACAAAAUAAAGUAUGAAGGCAUGUGUCAAUUUUCAUGUGUCACUUUGUCUUCUUUUAGAAUAUCUGGUAGAAGUUCAAUGGGAACUCCCAGAAAUUCUGAUAUUUCACACUUUCUAUUUUUUCAAAUUUUCUUUCAAAGUUUCCGGACAACACAGGAGCUACCAUUGACCUGUUUCCAGAUUUACUAAAAGUAGAUAGUGUAAUGAUACUUUCCUGAAAAAAGCAAGGAAAUACACAUGCCUUCAUACUUAAUUUUGUACCAGAAAAUAACAUGUGCAGGUAUAGCAGAUCUAGUGAGCAGGCCAUCGACAAAUUGUACAAGUGACUUCUGAUCCUGAGAUAUAUACCAGGGACUUCUGAUCUUGUGAUAAAUACCACUGACUCUCAAACUACAGGAAAACUCUAAAGAUUCUAUUGCAUGUGAUGACAGUGAGUAAUUUGUAAUAAGUAACAUAUGCAGUUAAAUAUGCAGAAGAGAUGGAUCUACAUGAAACAUCUACUAGUGUCAUAGAAAAAAGAACUGUAUCAAGAUCUAGUAUUGAACAAACAGCAACAAAACCUUUGGAAAAACAUGUGGAAAAACAUGUGGAAAAACAUGAAUGUGAUGUCUGUCAUAGAGUAUUUGGUCACAAGUAUGAAUGUGAACAACAUUAUAAAGUUCAUACUGAAGAGAGAAAUUUCAAAUGUGAUGUUUGUCUGAAGACAUUUAAGAAAACAUCUAACCUUGUAAAACAUUCUAAGAUACACACUGGAGAGAGAAAUUCCAAAUGUGAUGUUUGUCAAAAGACAUUUUACCUAAAAUCUCACUUGGAGUCACAUACUAAGAUACAUACUGGAGAGAGAAAUUUCAAAUGUGAUGUUUGUCUAAAGACAUUUCACCAAAAAUCUGACCUUGUAAAACAUUCUAAGAUACACACUGGAGAGAGAAAUUUCAAAUGUGAUGUUUGUCUUAAGACAUUUAACCAAAAAGCUAACCUUGAAAAACAUUCUAAGAUACAUACUGGAGAGAGAAAUUUUAAAUGUGAUGUUUGUCUAAAGACAUUUAACCAAAAAUCUAACCUUGUAACACAUUCUAAGAUACAUACUGGAGAGAGGAAUUACAAAUGUGAUGUUUGUCUAAAGACAUUUAUCCAAAGAGUUACCCUUUUGUCACAUUCUACGAUACAUACUGGAGAGCGAAAUUUCAAAUGUGAUGUUUGUCUAAAGACAUUUAAAAGAAAGGCUAACCUUGAAAAGCAUUCAAAGAUACAUACUGGAGAAAAGAAUUACAAAUGUGUUGUUUGUCUAAAGACAUUUUACCAAAAAUCAGACCUUGUAAAACAUUCUAAGAUACAUACUGGAGAGAGGAAUUACAAAUGUGAUGUUUGUCUAAAGACAUUUAACCGAAAAUCUAACCUUGUAAAACAUUCUAAGAUACAUACUGGAGAGAGGAAUUACAAAUGUGAUGUUUGUCUAAAGACAUUUAACCAAAAACCUAACCUUGUAAAGCAUUCUAAGAUACAUACUGGAGAAAAGAAUUACAAAUGUGUUGUUUGUCUAAAGACAUUUUACCGAAAAUCUGACCUUGUAAAACAUUCUAAGAUACAUACUGGAAAGAGAAAUUACAAAUGUGAUGUUUGUCUAAAGACAUUUCACCAAAAAUCUGACCUUGUAAAACAUUCUAAGAUACACACUGGAGAGAGAAAUUUCAAAUGUGAUGUUUGUCUUAAGACAUUUAACCAAAAAGCUAACCUUGUAAAACAUUCUAAGAUACAUACUGGAGAGAGAAAUUUUAAAUGUGAUGUUUGUCUAAAGACAUUUAACCAAAAAUCUAACCUUGUAACACAUUCUAAGAUACAUACUGGAGAGAGGAAUUACAAAUGUGAUGUUUGUCUAAAGACAUUUCACCAAAAAUCUCAUCUUGAGUCACAUUCUACGAAACAUACUGGAGAGCGAAAUUUCAAAUGUGAUGUUUGUCUGAAGACAUUUAACCAAAAAUCUUACCUUGUAAAGCAUUCUAGGAUACAUACUGGAGAAAAGAAUUACAAAUGUGAUGUUUGUCUAAAGACAUUUUACCUAAAAUCUCACUUGGAGUCACAUACUAAGAUACAUACUGGAGAGAGAAAUUUCAAAUGUGAUGUUUGUCUAAAGACAUUUAAUCAAAAAUCUAACCUUGUAACACAUUCUAAGAUACAUACUGGAAAGAGAAAUUACAAAUGUGAUGUUUGUCUAAAGACAUUUCACCAAAAAUCUGACCUUGUAAAACAUUCUAAGAUACACACUGGAGAGAGAAAUUUCAAAUGUGAUGUUUGUCUUAAGACAUUUAACCAAAAAGCUAACCUUGAAAAACAUUCUAAGAUACAUACUGGAGAGAGAAAUUUUAAAUGUGAUGUUUGUCUAAAGACAUUUAACCAAAAAUCUAACCUUGUAACACAUUCUAAGAUACAUACUGGAGAGAGGAAUUACAAAUGUGAUGUUUGUCUAAAGACAUUUAUCCAAAGAGUUACCCUUUUGUCACAUUCUACGAUACAUACUGGAGAGCGAAAUUUCAAAUGUGAUGUUUGUCUAAAGACAUUUAAAAGAAAGGCUAACCUUGAAAAGCAUUCAAAGAUACAUACUGGAGAAAAGAAUUACAAAUGUGUUGUUUGUCUAAAGACAUUUUACCAAAAAUCAGACCUUGUAAAACAUUCUAAGAUACAUACUGGAGAGAGGAAUUACAAAUGUGAUGUUUGUCUAAAGACAUUUAACCGAAAAUCUAACCUUGUAAAACAUUCUAAGAUACAUACUGGAGAGAGGAAUUACAAAUGUGAUGUUUGUCUAAAGACAUUUAACCAAAAACCUAACCUUGUAAAGCAUUCUAAGAUACAUACUGGAGAAAAGAAUUACAAAUGUGUUGUUUGUCUAAAGACAUUUUACCGAAAAUCUGACCUUGUAAAACAUUCUAAGAUACAUACUGGAAAGAGAAAUUACAAAUGUGAUGUUUGUCUAAAGACAUUUCACCAAAAAUCUGACCUUGUAAAACAUUCUAAGAUACACACUGGAGAGAGAAAUUUCAAAUGUGAUGUUUGUCUUAAGACAUUUAACCAAAAAGCUAACCUUGUAAAACAUUCUAAGAUACAUACUGGAGAGAGAAAUUUUAAAUGUGAUGUUUGUCUAAAGACAUUUAACCAAAAAUCUAACCUUGUAACACAUUCUAAGAUACAUACUGG